AUGACUAACCCUACUCUUUUCCCUGUGUUGUUCAACAUCAUUGUGUUUCAGGUGUUGUUCAACAUCAGUGUGUUUCAGGUGUUGUUCAACAUCAUUGUGUUUCAGGUGUUGUUCAACAUCAUUGUGUUUCAGGUGUUGUUCAACAUCAUUGUGUUUCAGGUGUUGUUCAACAUCAUUGUGUUUCAGGUGUUGUUCAGCAUCAUUGUGUUUCAGGUGUUGUUCAACAUCAUUGUGUUUCAGGUGUUGUUCAACAUCAUUGUGUUUCAGGUGUUGUUCAACAUCAUUGUGUUGUGUUUCAGGUGUUGUUCAACAUCAUUGUGUUGUGUUUCAGGUGUUCAUCUCAUCCUGAUAGGUGGAGUGUGUCAGCUGAUUGCCGGCCUCCUGUCGUUCCGUAAAUACGACCACCUGAGUGGCACCGCCUUCAUUGGCUAUGCAGCUCUCUGGGGCAGCUAUGGUGCCACACGCAUCUUCCUGGGUGCAUCCCAACCAAUCACAACUAACCUGACCAUGUCACAUGACCUGAUGAGUAACGCGACCCCGCUCACUGCCCUCACGACCAACCUAUCUCUGUCGGCUGAACUCUGGAACAGCACCUCGCAGAGCCCUGAUUGGCUGUCUCUCCUGCUCAUCCCCCAGUCUGCCAUCGCGGGAUUGGUCCCCUACAUCCUUCUAUCCUUCCUAUUGGCCUUCUGCUCUGCCACGGUAAACGUCAUCAUGCCCUUCGUGUUCGGUGCCAUCACGCUUACCCUGCUGUUUGAGGCUGUGGCGGUGGGCGUGUCCUCGGCCUGGCCACUGGUCGUCUCUGGCAUUCUAGAACUCCUCAUCCUCCUUUUCGCCGUGUACGGCAGCGCCGCCCUGUUGGUGAAAGGUCUGGCGCAGCGCUAUGUCCUCAAGGGGUUCGGCACGCCCCUGUUCAACGUGCUCCUGCUGGGGACCAACAGCCCUGCGGCCAGCGCCCAGAGCCUGGGACAGGAGAAGAAGAAGAACACCAAGUACGCUGAACCCCAGGCGCUCUUCUUCUUCUGUGACACGGUGUCUCCCUUCAUCAUGUUGUUCCACAGCUUUGGAUACGUCACGUCCUUCUCCCUGGGUGCUGUGUGGGUCUCCAUCAUCUCUGCUGCUCAACUCCUCUCUAGCUACUACGCUCACCUGCGGCAAGAUGGCUACCUGGUCACCAAGGCCGGCCUGCAUGCCACCUACUGGCUUACCAAGGCGUGGGAGGAGUUUGUGUUGUCGGCUGUGAUCGUGUCGGAGCCGGAGGGAGAGGUGGCUACUGGGAGACAGGCGAUGGUUGGUGAUUGGUUCUUCGUGGCGGUGGCGCUCCUCCUCCUAGUUGUCAGUCUGAGUAAUGACACCCUGGAGGUUACCCAUAAUGCUCUGUUCCUGCUGCUGUCCAUCUCCACGGUCCCCCAGAUCCCCCUCCAGGGGUACUAUGUGUUCUUCGGGGUGUCCUGUUCCCUGUUCACCUCCGCUUCGCUCUACGGGACAUUUUGCCGCCUGAUCAACUCCAUCGCUGAGAAGAGUCUGAUCCCGGUGGGUCCUCAGCCCAUCUCCUCUGACCGUCUCCACUCCUUCCUGUCCUGCUUUCGCUCCCCGGGGAAACUCCAGGGGGCGCUGCCUUCAUCAUCAUCAGCAUCCUCCCCGACCAAUCAGAUCCCUGACGCUCUGUUCUACCUGACCAACGGCGUGGCCGCUCUCUCGGCGCUCCACGUGGCCUCAUCCAGUCAGAGCGUGUCCUUCCUGCGACUGAGUGUUCCCUGGGUUCUGGUAUCUGGAGCGGUGGUACAGGGGUUCGUCAGCAGGCUGCAGGUCAGAGGAGGACAGAGGUUUGGCUCCGUCAUCCCAUCCUUCUACCUGUCUGUCUGGGCCACCUGGACAUGGUAUCGCUUCGCAGGCCCCUUGCUGCAGAUCUCUCCAGUAGGAUCCUAUGGGUUUACAGCUGGAGCCAUUGCUUUCCUGGUCAUCAAUGCUUUCCUCAUGCUCAUUGGUCAGUCUUUACAUGACAUCACCUAUAUCUCCCUCUUCUCCUGCUGCAACACAGAGGGAGAGAAGAACGGAGUGGGUUUUCCCUAA
This is a messenger RNA of Oncorhynchus nerka (sockeye salmon), 2073 nucleotides long. RefSeq lists its product as uncharacterized. The transcript has 7 exons. The record is from RefSeq and is a predicted model, not a curated record. Lineage: Eukaryota; Metazoa; Chordata; Actinopteri; Salmoniformes; Salmonidae. The coding region runs from base 1 to 2073 and encodes 690 amino acids.